Messenger RNA from Camellia sinensis, 408 nucleotides. The record is from RefSeq and is a predicted model, not a curated record. NCBI's taxonomy places the organism in Eukaryota, Viridiplantae, Streptophyta, Magnoliopsida, Ericales, Theaceae.
UAGGUUAUCUUAUAAUUUCAUAAAUUGUCAUGCAUUUUAAAUUUUUACUUUUGGUUGCUUACAAUUCAUUUGUUAGAUACAAAGACUACACAGAUGCCACCUGGGCAAGCCACUAAGAGGAGGUCGACGACCUCAAUGUCAGAGGCAAACCUGGUUGAGCUCCCAGCUGCAUCUCCUGUGGAUGCAUUUGCAAGUCUAUCUCCUGUGGAUGCAUCUCCAUCUUCGCAAACAGUUGAUAUUGGUCCAUCUGUAAAGCGAGUACGAGGUCCAACUAGGGGUAAGAACAGUAGUAGACUCAUGAGCCAACAUGGUGGGAAGAAGCUUUUUGUUGGAGUUUCUAUUGAGAGGAGGACAUUUGUGGGGCUUAAUGCCACCAAGGCCGCUAACGAAUUGGGGGCACAAAUUUGA